This is a messenger RNA of Macrosiphum euphorbiae (potato aphid), 1272 nucleotides long. The record is from the annotation of a GenBank genome assembly. Lineage: Eukaryota; Metazoa; Arthropoda; Insecta; Hemiptera; Aphididae.
AUGUGUAAAAUGGAAACUGCUGCUACGACGACGGCGGCGGACGUUCACCACGACCGCCAUGUGUUAAAACAACCGACCAAGGUACUGUUGACGCUUAGCAACGUACUGUUGCCCAAGGAAAAGCUCACGUCCACACCGUCGAUGAUCGAUGGGUUAGAUUUCGAGACUGAAGUCGACUUAAGGAUCGUUGGCUGUGAGUGGAUUCAGACCGCUGGCAUACUGCUUAAACUGCCUCAGGUUGCAAUGGCAACUGGACAGGUGUUGUUUCAACGAUUUUACUACACAAAAUCUUUUGUUCGCCACCCAAUGGAAAUAACUGCAAUGGCAUGCACAUGUUUGGCCUCGAAAGUCGAAGAAUCACCAAGGCGUAUUCGUGAUGUUAUUAAUGUUUAUCAUCAUAUCCGUCAAGUUUUAAAUCAAAAAUUGAUUACGCCGUUGGUCCUUGAUCAAAACUAUGUACAGAAAAAGACGCAGGCACUUGGAUUUGAAAAACACCAGUCAAUAAUGCAGAUGUCCUGGAACUACAUGAAUGAUUCAUUACAAACUGAUGUAUUUGUCCAAUUUGAUCCAGAAACUAUUGCUUGUGCCUGUAUAUAUUUGUCGGCCAGGAAAUUACAAAUACCAUUACCAAAAAGUCCAGCAUGGUACUCUUUAUUCAAUUCAAAUGAAACGGACAUCCAGGACAUCUGUCGUAAAAUACUCAAACUUUAUAUGAGACCUAAAGUUAUCACAGAAGACUUAGAAAGGAGAGUAGAAGAGUUGAAGAAAGAAUAUGAUCAUGCUAAGGAAAAAGCUAGAGCAGCUAUUGUGCAUCCAGUAGUACAAACAGAAGUUGUUCCACCUCCUCCUACUAAUGGAAUGACUGUUGCUGCCUCUGAAAAUAUUAGUUCAACUACCCCAAAUAAAAAACCAAUUAAAAAAAGAAGUAGAAGUAGAACACCACCUUCAGAAACUAAGUCUGGAAGUAGAAGUCCAAGACAUUUAAAGAAAUCCAAAAAAAGAAAUCAUGAGCGAUCUCGUUCCAAAUCAAUAUCUGAUAGAAGAACUCAUAAACAACACCGAAAAUCAAAUAAAAACCGUAAACGAUAUUCAAGUUCGUCCUCUGGUUCAUCUAGUUCUUCAGGAUAUCGUCGUCAUAAAUCUUCAACCAAUAAUAAAUUAGUACCUACUUACAGAGACUACAAAGAUUAUAGAGAUUAUAGAGGCGAUGAAAAUUAUAAAUCCAAGUCCAGGAGUUACAACUAUUGGAAAAAAUAUUAUAGCUAUGAGUAG